CUGUCGAUGUGCCACAGCAUUGACUUGUGGUGGCUAACAGUUUCGCUAACUGAUAGCUGGCUGUUGGAACUCCUCCGGCGCUCAGCGGAGUUCCGCCUCUGUGUCACCGACAGACAAACGCUUUAGUUCCCGCUUCCACUGUCUAUUCAUCCGGGAUGUCUCUCCUGGAGAAAUCCCCGACCCCCGGCAGGGUGUUGCUGGACGACACGUUGCCGCUGACGGCGUUGAUCGAAGCCAGCCAGAACCUUCAGUCCCACACGGAGUACAUCAUCAGAGUCCAGAGGGGCGUGUCUUCAGAUAACAGCUGGCAGGUUAUUCGCCGCUACAGCGACUUCGACAUCCUGAACAGCAGCCUGAUGGUGUGUGGAAUCAGUCUGCCGCUCCCUCCAAAGAAGCUGAUCGGAAACAUGGACAGAGAGUUCAUAGCAGAGCGGCAGAGGGGACUUCAGGCCUACCUGGACUCCAUUACCCAGCAUCCCUUGAUCUGCACUUCCCUGUUUGUCAAGAAGUUCCUCGACCCCAACAACUACUCUGCCAACUACACAGAAAUUGCUCUGCAGCAGGUCUCCAUGUUCUUCAGGUCAGACCCAAAGUGGGAGGUCCUGGAGCCCCUCAAAGACAUGGGAUGGAGAAUAAGGAAGAAAUAUUUCCUGAUCAAAAAUAAGGAGCAGCCCAAAGAGCGCUUCCUGCUGAGCUGGGUGGAUCUGGGUCCUGAUAAGUUCCUCUCAGACAAAGACCUGCAGUCGGCCCUGAAGCUGCUCUCCAACCCGUCUACGGCGUAUCUGAGUCCGCUGCUGUUCUCCAGCACCAGCGAGUCUUCGGCUCUGCUCAUCCGGCCCUUCAGUGAAAGAGGCUCCCUCAGGGACCAGAUCUGCAAGGUGAAACCCAGGGAGAGUCACCUGAAGAAGUACUGCAACCCCAAGAAGAGCCAGGGCCUGGAGCUGGAGCAGAUCAAGCUGUUUGGCCGUCAGAUCCUGGAGAGCCUGAAGCUGCUCCACGACAGCGGCCUGUUCUUCGGCCAUCUGAACGCCUCUAACGUCAUGGUGGACGACGGCAUUUGUCGGCUGGUGGAUGUGGAGAACGGCAUGCUGGGAGUUCCCUCUGUCCUGAGGCCGGCCUUCACGCAGCUGAGGAAGAUCAACACUACAGAAAGCAUCGACGUGUUCUGCUUCGGGCAUUUACUGUACGAGAUGACGUACGGCCGGCCGCCGGACAGCGUCCCGGUGGACCAGUUCCCGUCCGCCCCUCACGCCGCCGUCGUGUCGGUUCUGCAGUCCAUCUUGUCCACAGACGCCUGCAAGAGCGGCAUGCCGACGGUGCCGGCGCUCAUCCAGACUCCGCUCUUCGGUGACGUCAAGCUCAAACAUUCAGAAAAACUACAGAUAAAGGUUCCCAGCCGCCUGAAGGAGGCGCUGAAGUCGGCAAAGGGAAGUUUGGAGAAGCGGCUGCAUGAAGAGCAGAGGAUGCUGCAUCAGCACCGGCGGCUGACCCGAGCUCAGUCUCACUACGGCUCCGAAGAGGAGAAGAAGAGGAGGAAGAUCCUGGCGAGAAAGAAAUCCAGACAGUCGACGUGUGAGAACGAAGAGGACGUCUCUGUCCGAAACAACAACAACUCUGGUUCAGGAGCCAGUUCACCUCCCACCUGUCCUUCUUCCCCCACCCCUCCUCCUGCCACAGACGUCUCCAGGCAGGUGUCCUCCUCUGUGUGUUUUUUAGAUGAAUAUUCUCGCUAAGCAGCCAAACAUGAGGCGUCCUGCAAAAGUAUUCACACCCAGCAACAUUUUCCAAAUACUUCAGUAGCAAUGGAGUUUUAUGGCUCGGAUUAACCUGAGUGAAUCCUGCACCAUUUUCUAUUAAAUAUAAACUUUAAAUUCUAAGGAAUAUUUAACACUGGAGGACAUUUUAAAUAUCCAAAAAUAAAUAAACAAAACAACAAAUAAAAUGAAUUAUGAAGUGCCUGUAAGCAAAAUUGUCCUUCAAAAAGUUUUAGUUGACUCCAAAACACCACACUGAAGACUUUUGUCAUCCAGUUAUUGGUAAAAAGAGAAGAAUGAUAAAUCAAGCAAAUGGAAAUUGAAAUUAUUGAGCGUUUUAACUCAUCACGCGAUCGAUUGAUUUAUUGUAACACGACGAAGGUGUGAAUACUUUUUUCCAGCCGCUGGAUCCAGAGAAUAACUGAUGUUUCUAGAAAUCCUGGCUGCUUGGAAAGAACCAAGGUCUUCCUCCACUUCCUGGUGGUCAAAUCUCGAUGCUGAUUGGUCCGAUGACCCGAUAACGGCCAUCUUUUCCCUCUCUCUCCUCCAUCAUAGAGCAUGCUCCGUUCUGACCGUGUCUUUGGGUAAAGUAAAAUAAACCAAAUGUUGUUGAUGAUGGACGUCUGUCGGUUUUUAAAGCCGUCGUACGCCCUGAUCUAACGGCAGAUAUCCAAUAUGUUGGCGCCUGAAGCUGAAAAUGAUGGCUGCGCUCGAACAGCGCCCACAACAAUUCGGCGGCGAUUGCUCCCAUCAGGGCGUACGCUUUUAAAAACCUCACAAUCUCCAAUGGCAUCCAGCUUCCUUCCUCCUGUUCCCGUUGCAGAUUGUGAUCCGUCUCUGCAUGGGUGUCUGUGUGGAGUCACAGGAACUUUUUCAGACCUUUCCCAUUAGGAAACCUGUUGAACUUCAAUUUUAUUUGCUCUAUUAGCUCAGAAUUAUUUUGCAUUCGCUCUUUUUUUUUUUUUUUUUUUCUGCUGAAACUAAUAUUUAUUCAGAUGUUUUUUUAUAUGUUUUGGUUGCAGUUUUCUGCAUCUUUAAACUGUCAGAGGGAAUAAAACUGAGCAACUGUGUGAAUCAUGUCUGCAGAGCCUCUAUGUAGUUGAACCUUAAGUUGUUUUUAAGCCUUAAUAACAGAAACGUUUAUGAUUCUUUUAAUCAUCAGACAUGAGAGAAAACACUAGUUUCUGUUUCAAACCAGAUUUCUGCAUUUUAAACAUUUUCAUCUCAAAGAUGUCAUUUAGGCGGCAUUUUAAUUAGCAGUGGUGAGCACACUCAUUUUUCAUCUAGUGUUUAGAUAAAUUUGAGGUGUUUAGCGCAGUUAGCUUCCCCUAAAUUAAUUUUUCCAGUUAAACUUUAAAAUGCUAACUUACUCUACUGUUUUAACUUUCAACUGAAUAAAAUUUGACAUCUGUGUUGAAGAAUUGUUGAUUCUUCACGUAGUCAGUAGUUCAGAUUCACGCUCUUAUUUUGAAGGUGUUUAUGAAGCAGUUCUGUUUCCUCUUCUCACUUUUCUUCUCGCCCCCAAUAACUUUGUCUGAAACAAAAUAAAUUAUGGACAUUAGAGAACAAGAUAAGAACAUAAAUACAGGACCUACAGGUGGUAUAGAAGAUGUAAAUAUGUCAAAUUGUUGAGGAGGCUCAUAGUCUUUUAAGGCCAAAUAUAAUUAAAAUUGACAUUAGAGCUUUAGCAUUAGCUUCCGCUAAUAUACCGUGUUACUGUAGCGUGUUAGCCGGACUAAUGUUUAUGAUCUGCACGUUAGGGUUAGCGCAGCUAAGUUUUGCAUUAGUGGUGCCCACAGUUGAUGAUCAGAGUAUUUUUAUGUGAACUAGAAGUUAAAAAGUAAUUUUUAGAGCGAUGCUUGAAAGUCUGAACGUUCGGUGAAAGGCAGCGACAGUCAGUCGUAUCUAAAAACUCAGUUUCAUUCUUUCGACAGUGUUUCAGGAGAUGUUCUGAGGUUCCUGGCUGCACCCAUCUUUUUUUUUUUUUUUGUUGAGGCAUCCUUUUAAUGACGAUUCGUCCUGGAGAAAGUUUCUGCUGCUUUCUGAGAGAUGAACAGGAAACCCAGCAGAGCACGAGUUUCUCCAGGCCCGGCGCCGCCCCUCAAGCUGCUGGCUGAAGUUGGAGCCUCCACCUUCUUCAAAUAUAAUAGCAAUGGUGUCAAAAGUUUAUGCAACUAAAUUUUUUGUUUUUACCGCUAUCAUAUUAAAGAUAAACGUUUCCAGAGGUCAUCAUCAGUAUAAAAAUAUAGCUGAGUUGAUUGACACCAAAUUUGUUUAAUUUGUAGGUGAGCUGGGGUUUGGGACAUGACCUCUGAUGACCUCUGGAAACAUUUAUUAUUAAUACCUUUAAAAGGAUAGCGACACAAAUGAAAAAUUGGUAACACUUUAUUUGAAAGGGGUGUGCAAGACACUGACAUGCCACAGUCAUAAACAUGAAGGAGUCUUUAUGAAUGUUUGUGGCUGUUGUCAUGAAGUGUGAAUUGGUAAAUAACGACAUUUUAAUGCAAAGUUUCAUUAAAACUUGUAUUAAAACUUGUAUUAAAAGUUUAUUAAAAGCGUCAGUCGAGCCGGCAGAAGAGGGCUGUGGUUGAUUUUUAGACCUUUGCCAAAGUAUAUAAGAGAAGAUUGGCUUCACAUGAAAGCAUCGGCCGAUCAGCCGAUAAUUAUCAGCGUUUAAUUUGCAUUAAAAGUGUCAUUAUUUACCGAAUGAAGGCAUUCAUCAACAAUUAUGUUACGACUGUCCAUUUCAGUCUUUUUUCACAUCCCUUCAAAUUAAGUGCCACAGAAAUCUUUUUUCUGCAAACAUUUGACACCAAUUUUGUUACAUGUCGGUAAUGCCAGGGGACUGGUUGACCCUUUGACCUUUAAACUUUCAUUAAUAUCUUCAAAGCAAAAGCAGCACAAAUGUAGUCAAGCUGAUUGACACCAGUUUUGUUAGACCUGAAGAAGGUGAAGGGCCAGCUUCACUGAGAUGUCAAACCUGCUGGACGUUCUGCCGCUGCGCUGCUACUAGCUUCACGUUUUGCUUUUUUGAGUUCGGACGCUGGCUUUUCCCCUGCUGUGAGAACGAAAACGACUAAAACUCACAGCGAGAGCAGCAGCUCUUUAAAGCUAAAGCCCGGUUCGCUCCUGCGGCCCAAACUUCCUAGAGAAAACUUGACAGUGUCCAGACUGAAGACCGAUUCUCUGGUUCAGUCUGAGGCAACAUUGAAAUCCGGAUUUAAAUGUUGCACUGAGCUGAUGGUGGAUCGAGUUCAGUCAUGCUGAUGGUCUCUGGGAGCUGCUUUCAGAAAAAAUCUACCUGGAAAACUUCCUCAGUUGGACUUUGAGUGAUCAAGAAAAUGCUUUCAUUUUAGCAAACAUUGAGGAGAUUUCUUCCAUAUCGUCGCGUCAAGUUAGAUUUCACAACCUAAAAACAGAAGAGAGUGAUAAUAGGCCUGCCUGUCACAACAACACGUUUUGCUGUCCCAGAAAUUAUUGUGAUAUUGUUGAUUUGAGACCAUUAUCAAGUAAUAUAAUGAUAAUGCAAGAACACAUCAGCAAAGAUCAAUAAACUUUAAAUUCAAGUGAACAUUCAGCGCCGGAACUGGAAGAUGUUUUAAAUAUCCAAAAUAAAUACAUAAAAAAGGAACAACAAAAUAAAAUGAAUUAUGGAGUCUGUGUAACAAAAUUAGACUUAAAAAACAAGCUAGUUGAGACCAAAACACCAGACUGGAGACGUUAUCAUCCAGUUUUCAACAAUAAAUCAUGCAAAUGAUUUAUUGUUGAGCUCGUUUUAAUUUAUUAUGUGAUUCACUGAUUAUUGCAACAGCCCUAGUAGGUUUUCUGAAAAACAAGUAGCUGAAUGAAAAUGCAUAAGAUAUUUAGCAUCUUGUUCCCAUUUCUCUUCAUUAUUCAUCCAUAAACUAAAUGAGGUUUUCUACCUCUACAAUCCUGAGGGAUGUUUUUACCCUCAGUUCAGUGUUGAACUGAGGGUUGUUGACGUUUUAAAAGCUUUGGUUCCCCUGCGGCUUGGAAGGGAUCCAACGUCCAGACUUUAGUUUUAGACCUUCGAAUGACGACGGAGAUAAAAACGAAGCUUCAUAGUUACUUCCUGUCCUAAAUGGAUGCAUCACUGAUAUGAAGCAAAGUGACUGGUGGCUGUUUUAAUUAAUACUCCAUUAACCUCAGUAUCAGGCUAAAUUGUCUGGGCGCCACUCAGAACAAUCUGGUUGCCAAACGCUGGUCCCAAACUCGGGCACCAAAAGCUGGUACCGAACACUGGCACAAAUCACAAGCAACAAAUGUUGAUACCAGAUGUUGGAAACAAUUGCCAGAACCAAAUGCAGGCACCAAACGGCAUUAUCAAACAUGUGACCCAAACAUUGCAACAAGCAAUGGUACCAAAUGUUGGUACCAAACGCUGGCACCAAUUGUCUGUAUCAAAUGCCGGUACCAAUUUUUGGCCCUAUACAUUGGUACCAAACGCUCGCGCCAAACGUUUGUGCUGAACCCUGGUACCAAUUGCCGGUACCAAAUAUUGGCAGCGAUUGUUGGCCCUAAAUAUUGGUACCAGUCACCACCACCAAACAUUUGUACCAAACCUUUUCACCAAGCACUAGUGCUAAGCGUUGGUACCACCUGCUUGCACCAAACACUGGUACCAAGCAUAGGCACCAAAUGUCGGUAACAAACGUUGGUCCGGGUAAUGGCGGCCCGGCAGAAAAUAUCAGAAGGGGAACGUAGAGAAGAACCAGGUAAUGAGUUAGAUCUGUAGAAAAUGGUUGAAGAUCAGGAGCUAAAGUCGGGAAACGUUUCCGGUCCCAUCAGAUUCUAAAGGUCCAUCUGGUGUAACCCGAAUCCAGAACCAGACUCUUAGUGACAGCAGCUCCCAGUGAAACCAGCAGCAGCUCCCAGUGAAACCAGCAGCAGCUCCUCUCUAACGCUCCUUCCUCUCUGUCGCUCCAGGGUCGACUCCUCCUCCUCCUCCUCCAGCUCCUCCUCUGGCUCCGCCCCCACCCACAGCGCCGGACUCUUCCUCCUCUCCUCCUCCUCCU
Poecilia reticulata (guppy) is the source of this 6790-nucleotide messenger RNA. It is a transcript of the gene pxk, whose product is annotated as PX domain containing serine/threonine kinase. NCBI's taxonomy places the organism in Eukaryota, Metazoa, Chordata, Actinopteri, Cyprinodontiformes, Poeciliidae. Gene Ontology annotation, molecular function: protein kinase activity; ATP binding; phosphatidylinositol binding. Gene Ontology annotation, biological process: negative regulation of monoatomic ion transport; endosome to lysosome transport; negative regulation of ATP-dependent activity. The record is from RefSeq and is a predicted model, not a curated record. Gene Ontology annotation, cellular component: early endosome; plasma membrane; late endosome.